Messenger RNA from Symbiodinium necroappetens, 609 nucleotides. NCBI's taxonomy places the organism in Eukaryota, Dinophyceae, Suessiales, Symbiodiniaceae. The record is from the annotation of a GenBank genome assembly.
GCGGCAAGAGCUGGAAGAAGGUGCCCAUCUCAAAGAAGCUCCCUGGCGAGCCGAAGGUCAUCGUUGCCCUGGGGCCGGGCAAGGCGGAGAUGGCAACCUCCAGUGGAGCUAUCUAUGUGACCGAGAACGAUGGCAAGAAUUGGAAGUCGCAAGUGUCUGAGACCAUCGACGCAACGCUGAAUCGCGUCUCCCAGAGCGGUGUUUCUGGCGGAAGCUACUUCACCGGCAGUGUCAAGUCCAUCAAACGGAACUCCAAGGGCGAGUACUUGGCCAUUGCACAGCGCGGAAACUUCUACUUGAGCUUCGUUCCUGGAGACACCCGCUGGGUGCCGCACAAUCGUAUCUCCGCCAGACGUAUCCAGGGCAUGGGCUUCAGAGAGACCGCCAACGGCGAGCAGUUGGACGGCGCUUGGAUGAGCCUGAACGGUGGUGUGGUCACGGUGUGCGACAAGAACACGUUCACGGAUCUAGCCUCCGACACGAAGGAGUUGUUCCAGCUCGCAAAGAUCCGCUCAGGCGGUAUUGGCAUCAUCGAUGUUGGAUACCGGACGCCGAACGAGUGCUGGGCAACAGGAGGCAGCGGCGUGAUCUACACCUCCAAAGAUGGCG